UUGCCCAGGCUGGAGUGCAAUGGCACAAUCUCGGCUCUCCGCAACCUCCGCCUCCUGGGUUCAAGCAAUUCUCCUGCCUCAGCCUCCUGAGUAGCUGGGAUUACAGACAUACGCCACCAUGUCCAGCUAAUUUUGUAUUUUUAGUAGAUACGGGGUUUCUCCAUGUUGGUCAGGCUGGUCUCAAACUCCUGAUCUCAGGUGAUCCUCCUGUCUUGGCCUCCCAAAGUGCUGGGAUUACAGGCAUGAGCCACCGCACCCGGCCUCAACUGGCUAAUUUGUUUUUUUUUUUUUUUUUUUUUUUUUUGAGACAGAGUCUCACUCUGUUGCCCAGGCUGAAGUGCAGUGGCACGAUCUUGGCUCACUGCAAGCUCCACCUCCUAGGUUCAUGCCAUUCUCCUGCCUCAACCUCCUGAGUAGCUGGGACUACAGGCACCUGCCACCACGCCCAGCUAAUUUUUUCGUAUUUUUAGUAGAGAUGGGGUUUCACUGUGUUAGCCAGGAUGGUCUCGAUCUCCUGACCUCGUAAUCCACCCUCCUCGGCCUCCCAAAGUGCUGGGAUUACAGAUGUGAGCCACCGUGCCCGGCUCCCUCCCAUCUCUUACAAAUUAAGAUGUUCUACGAGGAGCAUUUGCACUUGGACGAUGAGAUCCGCUACAUCCUGGAUGGCAGUGGGUACUUCGAUGUGAGGGACAAGGAGGACCAGUGGAUCCGGAUCUUCAUGGAGAAGGGAGACAUGGUGACGCUCCCCGCGGGGAUCUAUCACCGCUUCACGGUGGACGAGAAGAACUACACGAAGGCCAUGCGGCUGUUUGUGGGAGAACCGGUGUGGACAGCGUACAACCGGCCCGCUGACCAUUUUGAAGCCCGCGGGCAGUACGUGAAAUUUCUGGCACAGACCGCCUAGCAGUGCUGCCUGGGAACUAACACGUGCCUCGUAAAGGUCCCCAAUGUAAUGACUGAGCAGAAAAUCAAUCACUUUCUCUUUGCUUUUAGAGGAUAGCCUUGAGGCUAGAUUAUCUUUCCUUUGUAAGAUUAUUUGAUCAGAAUAUUUUGUAAUGAAAGGAUCUAGAAAGCAACUUGGAAGUGUAAAGAGUCACCUUCAUUUUCUGUAACUCAAUCAAGACUGGUGGGUCCAUGGCCCUGUGUUAGUUCAUGCAUUCAGUUGAGUCCCAAAUGAAAGUUUCAUCUCCCGAAAUGCAGUUCCUUAGAUGCCCAUCUGGACGUGAUGCCGCGCCUGCCGUGUAAGAAGGUGCAAUCCUAGAUAACACAGCUAGCCAGAUAGAAGACACUUUUUUCUCCAAAAUGAUGCCUUGGGGUGGGGAGUGGUAGGGGGAAGAGCUCCCACCCUAAGGGGCACACACUGAGUUGCUUAUGCCACUUCCUUGUUCAAAAUAAAGUAACUGCCUUAAUCUUAUACUCAUGGCUUGGAGUUACCUUAUAUUCAGGUAUAUGUGAUAUUUUGCCUGGUUUGUUAAAAUUGCCCCAUUUAGAUUCCUUCUAUAAUUGUUCUUAUAGAUAAGUAAUUUAUAUAUGAGCUGUGUUAGUAUUUUUUCAGUGUGAGAUCUCUGGAUUCUUUCACAAUAAAGCUGUUGAAUUUUAACAGGAGUAUUAGUACAUAAAUUUUCUACUCAACAAUUCCGAGAUAGGAUUAUGCCUAGUUUGUCAUAUCACAGAAAAACUCCAAGUUAACUUCAUGUUUUGGAAGGGCAGGUCGUUUUUAAAGUAUUUCUUUUUUUAACUGGAUGAAAAAUCUUCAUGUUAGGAUUAAUUUUCUUAAUCACCUCCACACUGUACAGAGGAAACUCAAGCCUUAAAUGUUUAAGUAAACUCUGUCUCAGUUUUAGGAUUAAAAUACCCACCGGUGGUGUGAUGAUGCCAUAUACCGCAGGGCUUGCUUCUGUCAAGUGUGACUCUAUCUCAGUAAUUAAAAUAAGUGCUGAUCUACUGAUUUUUUUUAAUGGAUUCAUUUCUAAAUGGGCAUUAUAAAUAGAGCUUGUUCAUUUUUAAGAACGAAACAUUCAUAUGAUAAACUAUCGCUUUAAAUUGCCUUUCUUGCUUCAUAUAACUUUUCCCUGUCAGGAUCCUUAGUGUUUGAAACUCCUCGUGCGGGGCUGGCCUCCUGCGGACUCUAGUUUCGCCUCCUUGAUGUGGCGCCUGGGAUUUCUUCACUUCAGAGCUGUAUUUUUACAGGCAAGAGUAAGUUCCUGGGCACAGUGGCUCAUGCCUGUAAUCUCAGCUACUCAGGAGGCUAAGGUGGGAGGAUUCUUAGAGCCUGGGAGGUCGAGGCUGCAGUGAGCUGUGAUUGUGGCCACUGCACUCCAGCCUGGGUGACAGAGCGAGACUCUGUCUCAAAAAAGAAGAAAGAGUAAGAGCUGAGGCAUAUAAUAGAAUUCUGCUAAAGCACUUAAGGUGAAAUCACAUUUUCUUUUCCCAGGAUGUUGCUCACAUCUUUCGUUUUUAUUGAGGUGUCAUUUAUAUACAAUAAAAUGUACUCAUUUUCA
This is a messenger RNA of Homo sapiens (human), 2501 nucleotides long. It is a transcript of the gene ADI1, whose product is annotated as acireductone dioxygenase 1. Gene Ontology annotation, biological process: L-methionine cycle. Gene Ontology annotation, cellular component: nucleus; cytoplasm; plasma membrane. Lineage: Eukaryota; Metazoa; Chordata; Mammalia; Primates; Hominidae. Gene Ontology annotation, molecular function: iron ion binding; acireductone dioxygenase (Ni2+-requiring) activity; acireductone dioxygenase [iron(II)-requiring] activity. The record is from RefSeq and is marked reviewed.